AAGUAACAACAAAAAUAAGUAGGAUUUUGUGAAAGUACUAUCAGACUCCAGAACUACGUCGUUAUCUUUCUUUACUAAUUUUAUUUUUGGUGUAAUUAUCUUUAAAUAGUCCUUUUUUUGUAUACUCCAAUGGCUGAAGCUAGCUCUGUAGAAAAUUUAGCACUUAACAGGUUUUAUUGUCACAUAUGCAACAGUGAAAUCAGCCGUGCUCUCCCUGAUUUUACAUGUCCCACCUGUCACAAUGGAUUCAUCGAAAUGCUGGAACCAGCCGACGAGGAGCCUGAUGAGGAAAGUGACUCAGAGCCCGGUUUAACCGCUGCUGUAUACAUCCAGGAUGCAUUGCAAGAUUUCUUAGAAUUUCAAGAGGAACUUGCUGCACGUCGUAUGAGGCGCAUGUUCCGUCGCAAUCGAGGGAACUCUUCCUCACUUAGGUUACCUCAUUCAACUUGGAGGGACUCAAAUAUGUCUGGCUCAAACAUGGCUCCAUUGUCUCGAGGGAGAACGUCAUCCUCAACCAGUGGAGGCUCUGGUGGACUUCGUCCUAGAAGGAGUCGUAGACAAGCUUUAAAUGAACCAAGGACAGAGCCCAUCGAAGCUCUAGUGCAAGAGCUACUAUUUGAAUUUAGUGGAGGUGCUGUUGACGCACGUGGAGGCAAUGCACCUGUGUUUUUUCUGAGUAAUCCAGGCGAUUAUGCUUGGGGCCGUGAAGGACUAGAUGCAAUAGUAACAAUGCUUUUAAAUCAGAUGGAAGUCUCUGGCCCUCCUCCUCUGUCAACUGAAAAAAUUCAAGAAAUUCCGGUCGUUGUAAUAACUCAAGCCCAAGUUGAUUCCUCUCUGCAGUGUUCAGUAUGUUGGGAAGAUUUCAAAUUUGAAGAACCUGUCAGAAAAUUGGCCUGUGAUCAUGUCUACCAUGAGCCUUGCAUUAUCCCUUGGUUGGAACUUCAUGGAACCUGUCCAAUUUGCAGAAAAACAUUGAAUGAAGAUGGAACUGUCAGUGAUCCUAGCAAUUCAAACCCUGAAGUAAAUAAUUUAGAAGCUUUUUUUAGAGGACAAGGCCGUUCAACAUCUAGUGUAUCAUCUUCAACUGGAGCCUCCUCUUCUGCGAGUCAAUCGUCAGUCAUCCCAGACUCUUUUAACAUGGACCUUGAAUAUGACUAAAAUGGACGGAAUGAGAAAAUCCUACUCUUACCAACUUCAUCUCUCCGUGCAUCACUAGAAAUUAAACAGAAUGGACAACAUCCAGCGAUUCUUUUAUCCCAAAUGAACUCCUCCUAGCGAUUUAAUUAUCUCCUUUUUUCCUGUAUCCUCUUUUUUAAAUGAUGUUACUGCUGAAGUAAAUGAGUGUUUUCCUAGGCCAAUUGGACUUAUGCUACUUUCUUUGAUCUAGUUUAAGUCAGUUUUGAGAGCCCAUCCAGCAGGCUUAGUCAGAUUUUAGUUUGAAAUGAACGAAAGUGUAUUAUGAAUCUAAAGCAAUGGAUUUGAGCUUCCAUCAGUCAAGCUGACUGUGGUUGAAAGAGGCCUCAUCGCUUGUUUUUAAACGUUUUCAAAAGCAUAGAAGUAGAGCUGCUAUUUUCAAUCUAACUGAUCUUGUACUUAGCUCAAAAUUAGUCACCUAACAUAUGGAGGUCUAUUUUUGUCCAAUCAUCUUUGCUAAUUUCAGAUCUCUGCCAGAAUUCAAACUUAAGGGGCAUAUUUUGUAAAAUUCCAGGUGACAAUUUGUCACUGAAUUUCCCAAUGCCAUUUAGCUUUUUCACUACCCUUUCAUAAAGACACGAAUAUCAAAAUUGCAAACAUUCCUGUGUUCUUUCUGUAAUCAGUUGUAUCUUACAACCAGAGUUGUGGCUAUGAUCAGUUUUGCCAAGAAACUACUUUUGGAACCAUUCUUUUUUCGCCAGUAGAUUUUGAGUCAGAUUUCCGAUUUUCCUUUCAUUUCAAUCCCAUUUUCUAAAAUUCCCAGGAAAGUGGCACUCUUUGUACUGAAUAGAUUUUAAUCAACUCAAUGUAAAAUUCCUAGAAAAAGCCAUUGGAACUUUGAACCAUUUAAAAAGCUUGAAAAGGAAACUUCAAAUGUCAAACAAUUUUUCUCUUUUAAUUAAGGUUAUAAAACUCUUACUGUUAAAUUGUUAGUUGCUGAGCUUGAUUCUUUUUUUUUUUUUUUAAAUAAAGAAAAGAAACAAACGAAUAGAGCUAAAAAUGAAUAAAAGGUAGGAACACUGCCAAAGUUUGCAAAGAAAAACAAAUUUUGAGGUAACCUUGACUCUCUCUCUCACUUUGAAAUGAUUUCAUACUACCCUAAAAAACUCCAGUUUUCAGCAAAAAUGAUUCUGUAUUUUUACAUUUAUUAGAAACCUUUGGGAAUUAUUUCGAAUUAAAGGCUCAGUAAAAAAAGGAAGACUCCAUAGUAAAAUGUAUUUUGAUAAAUUAUGAUGAAAUUUUGAGAAAUCCUUAGGAAUCUCAUCAUAGAUCCAAAGCCAAAAAAAUCAUGUAGUUCAAAAGAUUGAAAGCCGAAAUAAUUUUGUGUGAAUCAUGCCUUAUUAACCAUACGUCACUUAACGGCAAGAGAAUUUGGUGCAUUUAUGCAAAAGAAGUCUAUCUACAUAGAAAAUCUAUUGGAGAUACAUCGCUCAUGUAUGAGUGCGUCCAAUUUUGAACCUUUCUUUGUAUGUACUGUCAUGCUCAAGAAGAACACUGUAUACGAACAUAUUUGCCAAAUUCCAUUUAAUGAAGUAAUAUUUUUGUAGAAAAUGUAUGUACCUUAUUCUUGAAAUGUUCAAAAAUCUUUUACAUAUUAAAUUCUGAGUCAAAUGUUCUGUAGAAUUUGAGGGAAAAAAUUAUUUAGUGUUCCAGUAAAUGUUAACUUUAUCAAAAACAAAGUACCUUUGCCCAAAAGUUCACAAGACGUUCUUUUUUAGCCAGGCAGUUCGAAUGGUAUGCUACCUCACUAGGAUCUCAAGUGAGAGUGCAAUAGUUCAUGCAUGACUGAGCCCAAGUCACAAUAGAGAUAGUGCUUUUGGCUUUUUAAUGUCUAAUGGAGAAUAAGAGGAAUAACUGAAGAGAAUUUUAUCAUUACCCAGUUCUCACUUGUUUUGGCAUUACCUUCAUUUCUGCUCUCAAGAACUUGUAAACACUUUUACAGUAACUGAAAGUUAAGAAAGCUCAGAGUAGAGGCUAAGCAUGUGUUAAAAUACUAGGAUUUCAAUCACAAGCGUUUUUCAAUUUGGGUGGUAUUAUCAAGGUUUCAAAGCUGUACAACAUUGGUUUCUUUUUACAGUGCCAAGCAUUUAAAGAUGACUUUUUUAAAAUUUACUCCGGAUUGUAUCAUCAGUAAACUGAUUCAUAAUCUCAGUUUUUAAAAAGGAAUUCGCUAAAGAUUUUUGCAAAAAUCAGAAAAACUCAUAUCAUGAUAAUUGUUCGAUUUAUCAAGCUCAGUGAGCAACAGCUUCAUUCAUUCCAUUAAAACACUGCUGAUUCUGAAGUAUCAAUUUAUCAAAACCCUCUGCCUUCAUUGCUAAUUGUGCAAAUUUUGGCCACAUGAGUAUUCAAUACUUGGCCUGAUUUGGAGAUAAUUAACAAUUACUGAAGCCUGUGUCAUUGCUUAUUAUUAAGCUUCUUUCUGCCUUGAAUCCUGUUAACAAGGUUUGAAAGUUGUGUUUUCAACGGUGAUGUUCUUUGUGGCCACCUUUGUCAGCAGUGGUGGAUUCAAAGGAGGAGGGGUCACAUAAACUCCCUUUCCCAUCAGAUAAAUGAAAAAGAGAAAGAAAGGGAGAAAAAGAGAAAAAAAAUAAAAAAGUUACUUUGAGCUUCACUAAAAUUCUUUCAAAAUCCAACCCUGAUUUUUACUUUAUUGGAGGGGAAAUGCCCUCGUAUUUUUUUUUAUUUUUUCCUAUGAUUUUCAUCUCAGGAACACGAUGUGUGAACCCUGCGGAAAAAUUUCAGUAAAAUUAGCCAAGUUUUUCAAUUUUUUUGCACCCAAAUAUUUUAGAAAUCUUAAGCGAAAAUUGGUUAAAAUUUUAUCUGCGAUGUGCUCUUAUCACCAGUUUUUUCAGAGGAGCCCCCUCCCUGCAGACCCUCUUCUACUCUGGGGCGUUCCCUCCAGACCCCCCUCUCAGAAUCACCAAAUAGCCUCCUCUCAAGCUGUCAGUGGAUCCACCACUGUUCGUAGUUAUGUCCUUAAGUAAGCAUCUAAACAGAGCCUUUCAAGCAUUUUAGAUGUCACAAAAGAGGUAGCCCUCAUUUAUGUUAUUUUGUUUUUCUUUUAUGUAUUUUUAACCAAAUGAAUUAAGUUCUACCCUCGAUGCACCAAAUAUUUUAAUGUGGAGAUUCCAGAACAAUAAUAUUGGUGCUUUCUCUCUGUAAAAAUUUGGAGUUCUAUUGAAAAAACAAGGAGCUGGGAGGGAAAUGGACUACUCAUACAUACCUAAUUAUAUUGCUGUGUGUCGUCAGUUUUUUUCCUCUUUUAGAUGAGAUACUUCUUUGAUCCGAACGAUUUUAUAACUUUAACCUAUUUUAAGAACACAGGAUUAUACUACCUCUUUUUCUUUUUUAAUACAAAUUCUCAAAAUAGAGAAAAUUCAAAGUAGAAACCUAUUAAGAGCUAAAACUGAACUGUAACUAAAACUAAAGAUAAUAGAAACAAAGAAAAAAAUCCAGUUAAUUGAACUGGAUGCCUAUUAAGUGACUAGUCCUUGUCAAUAUGCAUCUGCCCAUUUCUUUAAUAUUCAAAUGGCCCUUUCACAUUGGCUAUUACUAUGACUAUCAACGUGCAAACCAAUCUGUUACAUUGCUAUCAAGCAUUGAAGUAUGUGUUGCCUAGUAAUACCCAAUGGAACUCCUCUGAAAAAAUCUCCGGCAGAAAAUGCUAAGUAGAAAUUUUAAACAAUGGAAUGGGGGAAAAAACUGGCAAUGCAGUCAAACUUAGUUCAUAAUUGUCUCUUCAUAUGUUCAACGAGUUUGAUAGUACUUUCCAUCGGGAUAUUAUAUUAGUGUAUUUUUUUCUUUAUGAAACUCUUUUUCUCCGCUUAUCUUAACAUUUUCUACCAGAGAGUGUUUGCUAGCAUUCUAGGUGAUCCCUCAAGGAUCACUAACUUUAAAAAUUCGAAGGUCUUAUUCACCGUGCAUUUACUCACAGCAAAGAAAGAGAUGUUUUAUAAACUACAUUGUGGACAAAUGGGUCUGUCAUGAACUUAUGCCGUGAAGAAAAGAAGAGUUGUACCGUUUGAAAAAUGUCUUAAAAACAACAAAAGAAUGGAGCUCUUGAAUGUGUGAGGGAUUUUCGAUUUAAGCACUAUUUCCUACGUAAAACUUUGCCAGAAAUAUGGUAGUGCAAAUGGUUUUCUCUGAAACGAACUUCAAAGCUUAAGUAAGGUCUCAAAGUUAAGGCUGUAAUGGAGGGGAUAUCUCACGCUACCCUGAGAGUCCAUCUCUAUAUCAAGACAAUCUCUCCAUACAAAGAUAGGAAGCAAAUACACUAGCAGGGUUGCCAUGUUUUCAGUCUUGGAGUCCCCUAACAAAGUUAAAACCCUGUUAAUGUAUUUGCUCCCUAUCUUUGCGUGGAGGGUUUGAAUUGAUUUAGAGGUGGAUUUUCAGGGUAACGUGAGAUAUCCCCUCCAUUCCAACCUCAACUUUAAGAGCUUUUUUUGAGUUUUAGGGUCAAUAUCAAAGAAAACCAGUGGCACCAUCGUAUUUCUCAUGAAAUGUUACAUAGGAAAUGGUAAUUAAAUUGCAAAUUUCUGACACAUGCAAGAACCCCAUCGGGGAGGUAUAAAAUUCAUUCCUAACCCCAUAAUUUGCGUCAGAAUUCUGUACAUUUUGAGCUUCCCAAUUCGAAGCAGAUACCGCAGCAACAACAUAAGUCAUCAAAAUGUUAACUUAAGAUGGCUGUUAUCAUGGGACACAGUUCCUCAAAUUAAAAAUAAACCACAAACUUCUACUUAAUAAACCUUAACUUGGGAAGCAGGAAAGUAAAAAUAAUGGGUAUGUGACAAGUUUUGUGCUGCCUGUUUUUGAAUGAGUCUUGGACACGUCACAGCUGUUACCUCCAGUUAAGUGCGAAGUAACGAAGCUGGGGCGAGGGGUGACUCAACUGUUUCAAAUCUUGUAUUUGCUGUAUUAUCCUUUAUGAAACGGAAAUCUCAAAAAUGUGCACAUUUCUUGCGCUGAUUGUAAGGCUAGGAGUGAAUUUCAUGCUUGCUCAAUGAGGCCAUUAAUAUUUUUUAGCCAUUUUCCAUUGAAAUCAGCUCCGCCUAUAGCUGUAGCAAAAGUUUGUAACAGUCCUUUUCUUUCAACUUGCUUUUUUUCCUCUUGGAAGAAAAUGUAGUUGCUCUCCAUUCAUAGUUAGUAAUCAAUAUAUGAAAUGUAAAAAAGUUUGAUACAUGUAAGUACAUUCAUACAAUGUAGAAAUUCUGAAUUUGGCAACUGAAUGUUUCAUGUUAAUAGGGGUUUUUCCUCCUCUAGAAUAACUCGACCAAGAAGAGGAUCUAGUUAUGCGGCUAAUCACUGAUGUCACUUACUUUCGAUGUACUCAAAUCUAAUUUUCUCAUCAAUGAAAAAAAAUAGACGAUCAGUUCACUGGAAUAAGGUGGAGGAAAGAGGGCGAGCUAUAGACGCACUGAAUAGUGGACUAUCAGUGAAGUAUUCAAGGAGACUGCCUCUCAUGCUUUGUAAUAUAAUCCUCAUUCAAAAACUUAGAAACGAUAGGACACUCUGUCAGUCCAUCAGCAACAACUCACUUAAAUUUCUGUUUUCAGAAAUCAUAAUUUUGGUUUUGGUGAUGUGGAUAGGACAUUUAUUGCUGUGAAAGCAAGUUGUGCUUUGUGAUUCUUCAUGUGAUUUCAAAGCUGUAUGAAAUUUUGUAGAUAUGUACAUAAUAGAACCUCUUUAACUAUUGUAAUUUACAAUCGUUUACAGCUUCCCCCGAACUACAGUAAUUGAUUGAGUAGUCUGUACAAUAAGGUCUAGUUUCUUAGUUAAAGAUAUUACUUAGACAUCAAUUUAUUUAUUUUUACAAUCUGUAAUAUGUGGUUAAGUUUCUUUUUUUGUUAAACAUCAUUUUAAGUUUGACCAUAGAAAAGAUUCCGCUCGAAGGGAGCAAGAUGAAUGCAAGGAGAACUGAACACAUCUUGUACUUUAUUAUUUUUAAAGUCUAAUAAAUAUGUGUGUGUAAAUCAAA
Messenger RNA from Bemisia tabaci, 7168 nucleotides. RefSeq names its product E3 ubiquitin-protein ligase Iruka (gene Iru). Gene Ontology annotation, biological process: protein ubiquitination; ubiquitin-dependent protein catabolic process. Gene Ontology annotation, molecular function: ubiquitin protein ligase activity. NCBI's taxonomy places the organism in Eukaryota, Metazoa, Arthropoda, Insecta, Hemiptera, Aleyrodidae. The record is from RefSeq and is a predicted model, not a curated record. Gene Ontology annotation, cellular component: cytoplasm; nucleus.